Messenger RNA from Talaromyces stipitatus ATCC 10500, 1227 nucleotides. RefSeq names its product methyltransferase LaeA-like, putative. The transcript has 11 exons. Gene Ontology annotation, molecular function: methyltransferase activity. Lineage: Eukaryota; Fungi; Ascomycota; Eurotiomycetes; Eurotiales; Trichocomaceae. The record is from RefSeq and is a predicted model, not a curated record. The coding region runs from base 1 to 1041 and encodes 346 amino acids.
AUGGAGGCUUCACCUUUACCUACGGUUCUUGUUCCUGAGAACCCUCAACCGUCGAACCUUCAAGGGAAUAUCGAGGCUGAUGAUCGCAAUUCAAGUGACUCGGAUUCUGCAUUUCAUGGCUCUAUUGGAGAUGAAAGCUAUACGUCGUCUAUUUCGACAAGCGUGAGAAAUUACAAAUAUGAGAAUGGUCGAAGAUAUCAUGCCUUCAGAGAAGGGCAACAUGUCUUGCCAAACGACGAAAAUGAACAAGCUCGAAUGGAUCUCGCUCAUCAUAUUUAUCUAAUGCUCACCGGCGGUAAACUGUAUCUUUCUCCAAUACAUGAUCCGCAACGGGUGCUUGAUCUCGGUACUGGAACUGGAAUUUGGGCAAUUGAUUUUGCAGAUGAACAUCCGAAUGCUUCUGUCCUAGGCAAUGACCUCAGUCCUAUACAACCCUCAUGGGUCCCACCAAACCUCUGCUUCGAAGUAGACGACUACGAAAGCGAAUGGGCCUACUCUACCAAAUUCGACUUCAUCCACGGCCGCGAAAUGGAAGGCAUGGUCCAAGACUUUGACCGCCUCUUUACGCAAUGCUACAAAAACCUCAAACCUGGUGGAUGGGCGGAAUUCCAAACUAUCGAAUUGAAUUGUUUCUGUGAUGAUGACUCGCGACAAAAGGCUGCUGCGUGGGUGAGGUGGUCUGAGAAUUUACAUCGAGCUGCGCGCACAUUUGGGAAGAAUAUGAGGACUGUUAGGACGUGGUCGGAUAAGAUGAGAAAUGCUGGAUUUCAGAAUGUGCAGGGUGUUGUGUUUCCGCUACCGUUCAACACAUGGCCAAAAGACCCGAAGCUCAAAGAACUAGGCCGUUAUCAACAACUCCACAUGUUUGAGGGCGUGACGUCGUACAGUCUACGUCUGUAUACAAAUGUUCUGAAAUGGCCCAAGGAAGAAGUAGAGGCGUUGUUGGGAGAAGUGCGAAAGAUACUCAAGGAUCGAUCAUGCCAUAUUUAUACAUUGGUGCAUUUUGUUUAUGGACAAAAACCUAGUGAACAGGAAGACUGACUAGAUUUUUUCGAGCAUUACUUUCUGAUGGGUGUCAUCAGAAGAGAUUGUUAGGAUGUCUAGAUCGGGUUAUUAGGGCUAUGUGAAAUAUGGUACUGAUAAUACCGUAUUUUAUGUUAAUUUUGUUAAUGGUUAUAGGAGCUACUAACUUCAUUAAGCUAGCACGGUAAUACAUGUAUAUAUCGU